UUAGCUUCCCGGGGCCUUCUCUGCCCGCUUCCCCGGCCCCGGGACCUCUGCUCCGAGCCCCAGCCCUGCACUGGUUGGCCCUGCUGGCGGUUGGGCUUCAGGCAGCUGAUUAUCCCAGAGCGUGACCUCCCCUUAAGGACAGGCGGGGUCCCGGAUAGCAGCACACUGCUCCGUGUAAGGGGCAUCAGGAGAGACUUCCUGGAAGAGGGGGCCUUUGAGCAGGGCCUUAAAAGAUCGUGGGAACAGGAUAGAAGGUGGCGCACUAAGUCCCCUGGAUAGAAGGUGGCGCACUAAGGCCCCUGGGCUCUGACCUUCUUCUCUACCAUGAGGUGGGGCCGCCGUUUGCCCAGGGUCACUUGGGGCCCUGGUCUGGGAAGAGGACUCCAGUCAGCAGAUGAACGAAUCCCCUUCCUGAUCCACUGGAGUUGGCCUCUAAAAGGGGGGCUUCCCCGUGGGCUCCCUAGGGCCUUUGUACGUCACCGUGGAAGCUCAGCGGGGAGUGGCCCUCCAUCCAGAAGGCAUGGAUCGUUGUUCCAGGGCCUCUCUGCAUCUGAAGCUGUCCAGCACCACCGCCAGAAUCUGGCCGAGUGGUUCACCCGGCUGCCCAGAGAAGAGCGCCAGUUUGGCCCCACCUUUGCACUGGACACAGUCCACGUGGACCCUGUGAUCCGCGAGAGCACCCCAGAUGAGCUGCUUCGCCCAUCGGCCCAGCUGACCCUGGGGCAUCAGCACCCCCUGGCUGGACUCCCCCCUCUGGCCCUGUCUCAGCUCUUUGACCCAGAUGCCUGCGGGCGCCGGGUGCAGACUGUGGUGCUGUAUGGCACGGUGGGCACGGGCAAGAGCACGCUGGUGCGCAAGAUGGUUCUGGACUGGUGCUACGGACGGUUGCCGGCCUUCGAGCUGCUCAUCCCCUUCUCCUGUGAGGACCUGUCCUCCCUGGGCCCUGCCCCAGCCUCCUUGUGCCAACUCGUGGCUCAGCGCUACACGCCCCUGAAGGAGAUUCUUCCUCUGAUGGCUGCUGCUGGGUCCCGCCUGCUCUUUGUGCUCCACGGCCUGGAGCAUCUCAACCUCGACUUCCGGUUAGCGGGAACCGGCCUUUGCAGUGACCCCAAGGAGCCAAAGGCGCCAGCUGCCAUCAUGGUCAACCUGUUGCGCAAAUACAUGCUGCCUGAGGCCAGCAUUCUGGUGACCACCCGGCCCUCGGCCAUCGGCCGAAUCCCCAGCAAGUACGUGGGCCGCUAUGGUGAGAUCUGUGGCUUCUCUGAUACCAACCUGCAGAAGCUCUACUUCCAGCUCCGCCUCAACCAGCCAGACUGUGGGUAUGGAGCUGGGGGUGCGGGGAUCUCGAUCACCCCGGCUCAGCGGGACAACCUGGUGGAGAUGCUCUCCCGGAACCUGGAGGGGCACCACCAGAUUGCCGCUGCCUGCUUCCUGCCCUCCUACUGCUGGCUUGUCUGCGCCACCCUGCACUUCCUGCAUGCCCCCACACCACCCGGCCAGACCCUCACGAGCAUUUACACCAGCUUCCUGCGUCUAAACUUCAACGGGGAGAUGCUGGACAGCACUGACCCAUCCAAGCUGUCCCUCAUGGCCUAUGCAGCCCGAACCAUGGGCAAGUUGGCCUACGAGGGUGUGUCCUCCCGCAAGACCUACUUCUCCGAAGAGGACGUCCGCAGCUGCCUGGAAGCUGGCGUCAAGACGGAGGAAGAGUUCCAGCUGCUACAUGUCUUCCGCCGGGACGCCCUGACGUUUUUCCUGGCCCCUUGUGUGGAACCCGGGCACCGGGGCACUUUUGUGUUCAUCGUUCCGGCCAUGCAGGAGUACCUGGCCGCCCUCUACAUCGUGCUGGGUUUGCGAAAGACCACCCUGCAGCAGGUGGGCAAGGAAGUGGCCGAGCUCGUGGGCCGUGUCGGGGAGGACGUUAGUCUGGUCCUGGGCAUCGUGGCCAAGCUUCUGCCCCUGCGAGCUCUGCCUCUGCUCCUCAACCUGCUCAAGGUGGUGCCGCGUGUAUUUGGGCGCGUGGUGGGAAAGAGCCGCGAGGCAGUGGCCCAGGCCAUGGUGCUGGAGAUGUUCCGAGAGGAGGAUUACUACAACGACGAUGUCCUGGACCAGAUGGGUGCCAGUAUCCUGGGCGUGGAGGGCCCCCGGCGGCACCCAGAUGAGCCUCCCGACGAUGAGGUCUUCGAGCUCUUCCCCAUGUUCAUGGGAGGGCUUCUCUCUGCGCACAACCGGGCCGUGCUGGCUCAGCUCGGCUGCCCCAUCAAGACCCUGGAUGCCGUGGAGAAUGCCCAGGCCAUCAAGAAGAAGUUGGGCAAGCUGGGCCGGCAGGUGCUGCCCCCAUCAGAGCUCCUUGACCAUCUCUUCUUCCACUACGAGUUCCAGAAUCAGCGCUUCUCCGCUGAGGUGCUCAGCUCCCUGCGCCAGCUCAACCUGGCGGGUGUGCGGAUGACGCCCCUCAAGUGCACGGUGGUGGCAGCUGUACUGGGCAGCGGCAGGCACGCCCUGGAUGAGGUGAACUUGGCCUCCUGUCAGCUGGACCCUGCUGGGCUGCGCACACUCAUGCCUGUCUUACUGCGCGCCCGGAAGCUAGGCCUGCAACUCAACAGCCUGGGCCCUGAAGCCUGCGGGGUCCUCCGGGACCUGCUGCUGCAUGAUCAGUGCCAAAUUACCACCCUGCGGCUGUCCAACAACCCACUGACAGUGGCUGGCGCGGCCCUGCUGGUGGAGGGACUGGCAGGAAACAGUUCGCUGACCCACCUGUCCCUGCUGCACACGGGCCUCGGGGAUGAGGGCCUGAAGCUCCUGGCUGCCCAGCUGGACCGGAAUCAACAGCUGCAGGAGCUGAACGUGGCCUACAACGGUGCUGGCGACGCAGCGGCCCUGGCCCUGGCCACGGCUGCCCGGGACCACCCUUCCUUGGAGCUGCUGCACCUCUACUUCAAUGAGCUGAGCUCAGAGGGCCGCCAGACCCUGCGGGACUUGGGGGAUGCUGCUAAAGGCCGUGCUCGGGUGGUAGUGUCGCUGACGGAGGGGACGGCAGUGUCUGAGUACUGGUCGGUGAUCCUUAGUGAAGUCCAGCGAAACCUCAACAGCUGGGAUCGGGGCCGUGUCCGGCGCCACCUUGAACUACUGCUUCGUGACCUGGAAGACAGCCGAGGGGCCACUCUUAACCCCUGGCGCAAGGCCCAGCUGCUACGUGUGGAGGGUGAGGUCAGGGCCCUCCUGGAGCAGCUGGGAGGUGCUGGGAGCUGAUAUAGUGGCACUGGGCACCUAGCUGCGUGACCCCUGGGCCGAAGAGCCUUCCCUCUGUGGCCUCCUGGUUUGCACUACUGCUUCCAGGAAGAUCUUUCUGGGGCUGGUGGUAAAGGGAUAGGCACAACUGUGCCAGCUGCUUUCCUGGGGCAUGUCCAUCCAUUGCUCUCAAGUCCAGGAACAGGGCUCCUCUCCAUUGGGGCCAGGAGGACUGAGACUCAUGCUGUGGCAGCCAGUUGCCCUGCAGCGCCACCAGCCUUUCCUCUGUCCUCCCGAGGAGCUUCUGAUUGUGCCACCAGGGGGCGCACUUCUUAAGUGACCUGGCCAAAGGCGCGGCCAUCCAGGUGCACCAGAAGGCCUGUCCCUUCUGCCUUGCUGCUUAUCAGAGGACGCUGAGGAUGCCUGCGGCCACCUCCUUCUCUUGUUGGUGCCUUCUCCUCCCCUUCAUGUUCCCUUCCUCAACAUCGUACCUGUAUCGGGUACAGAUACCGUACUUGGUGGCUUCUAGGGACAUGCCCACUGACUUGCUUCCAUUAAAAAGCUGUGUCUUCCACCUA
Molecule: messenger RNA, 3809 nt
Organism: Canis lupus familiaris (dog)
Lineage: Eukaryota; Metazoa; Chordata; Mammalia; Carnivora; Canidae
Gene: NLRX1
Product: NLR family member X1
Exons: 10
Coding region: 325-3252 (975 amino acids)
Biological process (GO): negative regulation of canonical NF-kappaB signal transduction
Cellular component (GO): mitochondrion
Molecular function (GO): protein binding
Source: RefSeq, a predicted model, not a curated record